AUGGCUCUGGCGCGAAGCCGGCUCCUAAAGGAGCUUAAGGAAUCUAGUCGAAUGGAUGACCCAAAUAUGCGAUUAAUGUUGGUUGGAUCAAACGUGCAUCAUUGGUAUGCAUACAUAAAGGGACCAUGUAAGAGUCCUUAUGAGGUGAGAGAUGCAUACCUGGUGAUUAGUAAUACUGUACAGAAGGGCAUUUUUAAGUUGAACAUACUUUGCCCGCCAAACUAUCCGAUCAACCCUCCAGUGGUCUCAUUUGUGACGAAGUGUUUUCAUCCCAACAUAAACUUCGAAACGGGGGAACUGUGCAUGGACGUCCUAAAAUCCAAUUGGAGCCCAGCGUGGACUUUGCAGUACCUAUGCCGCGGCGUCUCAUAUAUCUUGGACGACCCCAAUGCUGAUAGUCCUUUGAAUUGUGAUGCUGGGAACCUGAUCAGGUCCGGCGACAUAGUGGGCUUCAGAAGCAUGGCCGAGAUGUACACGUUGGAACACGCCCUUAAAAGCUUCCCAUAA
Messenger RNA from Babesia bigemina, 507 nucleotides. Its product is annotated as ubiquitin-conjugating enzyme E2, putative. Gene Ontology annotation, biological process: protein polyubiquitination. Gene Ontology annotation, cellular component: nucleus. Gene Ontology annotation, molecular function: ubiquitin conjugating enzyme activity. The transcript is spliced from 2 exons. The record is from RefSeq and is a predicted model, not a curated record. The coding region runs from base 1 to 507 and encodes 168 amino acids. NCBI's taxonomy places the organism in Eukaryota, Apicomplexa, Aconoidasida, Piroplasmida, Babesiidae.